CGGAUGCAGGGCCCGGGGGCGCUGUCCCUGCGCUCCGCCGUCGGCUCGGGCUGAAAAAGUUUCUCCAUGGUUCCUUUGUGUCGCCCGAGAGCCCGUUCGCCGGCCCCGACCUGCCUCGGUCUCCCUGGCAGGAGGAGGUGGCUGAGCAGCUAGUGGGCAGUUGGCGCCCUCCCUGAGCAAGCCUCCAUCCCAGAGGCUAGUCCUGUAAUCCACGAGUUCGCCAUGAUCGCCACCGGCGGCCUGCUGAGGAUUUCCGCCAGAAAGCAGGAUCCACUCCGCCCCCCAAGUCAGAUCCCCAAGCGCAAGCGGAAAGCCAAAAAGAGGCGCAAGAACGAUGUGGUGGUGGUGAAAGGCAAGCUGAAGCUGUGCUCCAUCUCGGGGCUCAUCGCCCUCUGUGGGAUCCUGGUGCUGCUGGUGGGCAUAGCCAUGGCGGUGGUGGGCUACUGGCCCAAGGCCACGGGGGCCAAUCGGGAGGGGGGUAAGCAGCUGCCGCCUGCGGGCAGCAGCCACCGCAUCCCGACCACCGCCAACAGCAGCGGCAGUGGCAGCAAAAACUGGUCCAGGAGCCACCCUAGGGCUCCAGGGGGUGUCAACUCCAGUUCCGCGGGCGCGCCCAGGAGCACGCCUCCUGCGCGAGUCGCCUCUCCUUCCUCCUCCUCCACGUCGGUGGGCUUCUUCUUCCGCAUCUUCUCUGGCUACCUGCACUCUGACAAGCUCAAGGUCUUCGGGCCCCUCAUCAUGGGCAUCGGCAUCUUCCUCUUCAUCUGCGCGAACGCGGUCCUCCACGAGAACCGGGACAAGAAGACCAAAAUCAUCAACUUGCGGGACCUCUACUCCACAGUCAUCGACGUGCACAGCCUCCGCGCCAAAGACCUGGCGGCCGCCGCGGGCUCGCCCCCCACCAGGCGGGACUCGGGGAGCUCCCAGUCGGAUGACCCAUCCAGCAGCAAUAAGGGCUACACACCCCUGCGGGAGGCCGGCACCUCCUCCGAGUCGGUCUUGGACGCAGUUGCCAGUCAAACGCGAGACUCUGUGGCCGCCCCUGUUGCGGGUGCGGAGCAGAGCUCCCCGGAGGGUGCCAGCCAGGAGCCACUUACGGCCGAGCAACCUCAGCCGGUGCAGAGGCAGUUUACAAACAAGGAGAAACUCUUCAUGAUUUCCAGGUCUCAUGCCAUAGGGGUAGAAGAAGGAGAACUGGAAAGCACAGGCAUUUAGAGAAAGGAGUGGGGUGGGGGGAGGAGAGAGAAAAUGGGAGAAACGCCCACUUGUAUCAGUGCAUUAACAGUUCCCUGUCUCUUUUGUGGACUGAUCCGAGGACAUCAUUCAAUAUCCAAAGAGCUGCAGAAUGUUAUCCUUGAAUUGCGUCCACAAGAUUCCUGUAGAUAACUCCAAGGAUUUUGUUUUUGUUUUUGUUUUUUUAAAGCAAACUAGUCUUUUUAUGUCCGAUGGUGAUUGUAUGUUCGAUGAAAACCAAAUGUAUUAAAAGGUCAGCAAUCUAGUCCAUUAGAUAAAAUUCUUUUAAUUUUCUUAGGAUCAAAACAAUAUAUUUUUGACAGUAAAUGUGCACUUUACUCCAAUUUUUUUUAAAUCCCUAAUUUCCCGACCCGUGUACUCUGUGCUGGUUUUGGCCAUAGCUGCUUGCGAAUGGCAGGCUUUUUUCUCCCUCCCUUUGCGGAACAUAGAAGAGUUUGUCUCAGUUCUCUUAGAAUUGAUGUUACUAACUGAAGUUAAAGCCAAAAGCAUGAAUAAUUCAGGAAAGAGCACUUUCCUUGCCCCACUCCACUCUGCUCACCCAAUGCCCAAAAGCUUCUUCAUUUUUUAAACAGGUGUGUACGUUUUGCUACUGGGGUAUGUGGUGGAGACUGGAGCGGGGCAGGAACUAGAUGGACUGUUACAUUCCGAAAUUUAUAUCAAGUACACUAUGCUUUAUUGAGUGUUAUCACACCUGUAUUGAAAAUAGCAUUAAUAUUUAAAAUCUUUUUUAAUAAAAGAGGUUUCCGAACA
This is a messenger RNA of Mandrillus leucophaeus (drill), 2004 nucleotides long. It is a transcript of the gene TMEM200C, whose product is annotated as transmembrane protein 200C. Lineage: Eukaryota; Metazoa; Chordata; Mammalia; Primates; Cercopithecidae. The transcript is spliced from 3 exons. The record is from RefSeq and is a predicted model, not a curated record. The coding region runs from base 223 to 1215 and encodes 330 amino acids.